AAGCGGACAUUCCAGUGGACAGUAGUAGACUGGAAUCGAAAAGUCGCAAAUUCGGGGAAGAAGGAAGAAAGGUGUGACCUGCGAAACCCCACUGGUCAUUCUCAGCUCAGACCACACAACUUCAUUCUUUCCUCCCCUCCUCCACAUUUGACCUUUUCCCACCUUCUUGAAUUUUCGAUUCUUUUGACCCCUCCAUCCAUCCAUCUCUCUCCUAUAUCUAUCUACCCAAAAAACACUCAAAGUUGUCGCAAAACAAAAAAUGGGUGCGAGUAGCGAUCCGACCCAAGACGGAUCCGACGAGCAACAAAAGCGGUCAGAGAUAUACACGUACGAGGCGCCGUGGCACGUCUACGCCAUGAACUGGAGCGUCCGCCGCGACAAGAAGUACCGUCUAGCCAUCGCGAGCCUCCUCGAGCAGUUCCCAAACCGGGUCGAGAUAGUCCAGCUCGACGACUCCAACGGCGAGAUCCGAUCCGACCCGAACCUCUCUUUCGAGCACCCCUACCCGCCGACAAAAACCAUCUUCAUCCCCGACAAGGAGUGCACCAAGCCCGACCUCCUCGCCACCUCCAGCGACUUCCUCCGCGUUUGGCGGAUCUCCGACGACCGCGUCGAGCUCAAGAGCCUCCUUAACGGGAACAAGAACAGCGAUUUCUGCGGGCCUUUGACCUCCUUCGAUUGGAACGAGGCUGAGCCGAAGCGAAUCGGGACUUCGAGCAUUGACACCACGUGUACCAUCUGGGACAUCGAGCGUGAAGUUGUGGACACCCAACUCAUCGCCCACGACAAAGAGGUGUACGAUAUUGCUUGGGGUGGUGUUGGGGUUUUCGCUUCUGUUUCAGCUGAUGGGUCUGUUCGUGUUUUCGAUCUUCGCGACAAGGAACACUCGACUAUCAUCUAUGAAAGCUCUGAGCCCGACACGCCUUUGGUUCGACUAGGAUGGAACAAGCAGGAUCCUCGGUACAUGGCCACUAUUAUCAUGGACAGUGCUAAGGUUGUUGUGCUUGACAUUCGCUUUCCUACGUUGCCUGUUGUGGAAUUGCAGAGACACCAAGCGUCUGUCAAUGCGAUUGCUUGGGCUCCACAUAGUUCUUGCCACAUCUGUACGGCUGGGGAUGAUUCUCAGGCUUUGAUUUGGGACUUGUCCUCUAUGGGUCAGCCUGUCGAGGGUGGAUUGGAUCCCAUUCUUGCUUACACUGCCGGGGCCGAGAUUGAGCAGCUUCAGUGGUCGUCGUCUCAGCCUGAUUGGGUUGCCAUUGCUUUCUCCACCAAGCUUCAGAUACUUAGGGUAUGAUGUUUAUGAUAAUUGUGAGGUGAGGUGAGUUUUGAAUGAAACUAUCUCUGGCCUUGUCUUAAAAACUGUCUCUGUUCGUCUUUUUUAGAUUCAACAUUAAUGAUGAGUGUAGUUUGUCUAUUCCAA
This is a messenger RNA of Quercus lobata, 1420 nucleotides long. RefSeq names its product WD repeat-containing protein LWD1. The transcript has a single exon. The coding region runs from base 260 to 1294 and encodes 344 amino acids. Lineage: Eukaryota; Viridiplantae; Streptophyta; Magnoliopsida; Fagales; Fagaceae. Gene Ontology annotation, molecular function: protein binding. The record is from RefSeq and is a predicted model, not a curated record.